AAUAAAAUUCUCUUUCAAUUUUACUAAUCGACUUAAUUAAAUUCCAGUUUUGAUUAAGAAAUCGCACAGUUUGAAAAGCCCGCGUUUCUCCGCGAGCCGAUCAAUAUGGCCGGCGAUGGCUCCACCCACCAGCAGAAUCUUCAAUCUUAUUCCCGAGCUGAAAUAUCAUCAAAAUGUCAUCAAUGUUUCAAUCAAUUUUUAAUUUAUUUAUUAUUUUAGUUUAAUUAAAACCCGAUAAGAAAAUUACCAACUGUACGAAGCUAACCCUAUUGUAAUUUAAUCGGUUGUUAAUUAUCUACUUUAAUUGAUCAAGAUGCGUUUAAAGAAAAGUUUUCUAGAAAAAUAGGAUUAAACAAGAGAUUUACUUAUUUCCUGACUUUCUAUAUGUUAAUUAAUUGAUGACUAGGGUCAACUUGUUUUGAUUCAAGUAACGGAUUAACUUAUCAAUUGUGUUAAUUAUUAAGAUACAAUCAUGGCUGGUAAAGUGAGUUCUUGGCUUUAUGAGAAGAGAUCAUUGAAAAAGCCAAAAUUAGGUCCAUCUGAUGUUUAUCCUCAAGAACCUAAACAAAAAGAGGAUGAAUUGACAGCUAUAAAUGUGAAACAAGGUUUUCUUACCUUUCCAUCUAUACAAGAAGAAUAUGGCUCGUCAAGGAAUGCAAAUAUUACGCCCAAUAAGUUUGGUGCUUUUUUCUCGGCUCUUUUAUCAAAGAAACAAGAGCUCAACACGUUACAAGAUACAGGAAGAAGGAAGCCACAAAUUAAUCCAAAGGAUAACAUUUGGUUGGUCACCCAACGAUCAAAGACUAUGGUUGAUGCUUGGUUUCGUGACCUUGCCUCUGGAACUAAAACAUUAGCUCAGCUCUCGCGAAAAGUGCCCAUAUUUAAUAAGAAAGAAGAAAUUUUUCUUCAAUUAUAUGAAUUCCAAGUUCCCAUGUUCAAAGCAAAUUGGUUUAUAAAAAUGUCUUCAGCAUACUCAAUAGCAUUAUCGGAAACCGCCAAUAAAAGUAAAAAACGGCAGGUAAUUGAUCAAUCUCAAGAAUGGACUGGUAUAUUAUGUAGAUUUUUACGUGAUUUAUAUCAAAAAAUUUGUGAACACUAUCAUGGAAGUACAUCAACAGCUACACCAUCACCUUUUUCUAACAGUGUCUCUCCAAGCUCAGCGAAUAUAAAUAUUGAUGUUGUACAAAAACAAUGGCAGUACUGCUGUCAAUUAGCCCGAUCACUUUUUGAAGAGGGUCUUUUAGAUAAACAAGAAUUUCUUAAUUGGAUUUUAGAUAUUCUAGAGAAGAUAAAAACAGCUGAUGAUCCUGUGGUGAGAGUUGUGGUUACUUUAAUAUUACAAUAUAUUGAAGAUUUCACUGAAUCUGAGUUAUGCUCUCGUAAGCUUGCUUAUCAAUGUGCCAUCAAGCUUAACCAACUUGUAUCAAGUUUUAGUGUCUCACCUUUAAACUCAUCGAACACAUCUAGCUCAUCUAUAUCUUCACCUUCACCUAACGAAAGUUCAUCUUCCAUUGUAAACGGUCCUAUUUCAAAUAGAUCAAUGUCUCCCACUUCCUCAUCCACAAAUUCCAAUACACCUGUUGAACCAUUGAUAACUAGUUUUCGUGAUCUCUUGAGCUGUCCUCAUCAUCGUAACAUGGCCAUUGGAUUAUCAGCUAUCAUUCAAGUGAUAACUUUAAAAUGUCCAACUGCAAUGGUCUGGCAUGGGGAUGGGCGUUUAUCUCCAGCUCUUAAUGGGUCACCUUUAGAUCAUCUUCCAUGUCCUCCUUCCGUUUUACCUAUGCCAGCUCGACCUCAUAAUCGUCAAUUACGUGAAGAGUUGAGAGCUAAAGAAGAGGAAAUAAGAAUACGAAGUCGCUCUGUAGAAAACAAAUGGUGUUCUGAUAGAUCUCAACAAACUGCUCCAGGCGUAAUUAUAAAUAGACUUUUGAAUACACUAAAUUCAUUGGAUCGUCAUUCAUUUGAAAAAGUUGAAUCAAAUAAUUCAAUAGAAACUCUUUACGCUGCAAUAUUCAAGAAUAAUCAAUCGUCUGCUCUAAAAUCUGACCUUUCAGAAAAGUCUCUUAAGAAAAUCAUUUCAGAAGAUGAAUCAAUUGUAAAAUUGCUCUGUGAAUGGGCGGUAACAACUAAACGAACUGGGGAACAUCGAGCAUUGGUAGUGACAAAAUUAUUAGAAAAACGACAAAAUGAAUUAUUAGCUGAAAAAGAAAAUGACAAACCUGAUGACAAAGAAAUUGACUCAACUUUAACAAACGGAUGCAAAGGUGCAGAUUUAUCUUCACCAAAUGUUGAAACUCCACAACAAAUUUAUCAAGAUCUAUUAAUGUCUUUUCUUGAUACUCACGCUCCAAUUUGGGACGAUAAAAAUUCAAAUCCAGAAUCGAAAUUAGCAUUUUCUAACCUUGUUCUACUAUUUGGUGAAUUGAUAAGAUGUGAUGUAUUUUCUCACGAUGCUUAUAUGUGUGCUCUUAUUUCCAGAGGACAAUUUGCUAAUUCACCGAGCACUUCAUCCGUGUUACCUCAAAUCUCUGACAUGAAAAUUACGAACAAAUCUGAGCAAUCAAGUUUAACCAAUUUUGUUCCAAAUUUACCUUCGGCUAGUAUAUUGCCUUCUUUAAGUGGACCAACAUCUAACAUGACAGGUUCACUUGAUGUUAAUACUCCAAAUAGAUCAUCUGAAUCGUCUCUUCCCAUGUUCGAACCAGUCACUGAUCCAUCCGCAAGUGCCAGAUCUGAUCAAAUGGGUAAUUGGGAUGUACAACAAUUGGAAAUGGACGAUGCACAAUUAGAUUCUGAAUUAGAUAAAUUAUUACAACAUAUUAAAGAAGGACAACAAAAUAAUAUGAAUGAUCAAACUGAUAUUCUUUUACCAGACUCAGUGAGCUCAGAAAAAGAGAACGAAGCUGGAAAUCUCCUUGCUAAUAUGGGCUUUGGUCAACAACAACCACAACAACAGCAACAACAACAAGAAACUGGACAACGGACUCAUGUCCAGAGGCAUCUUUUAUAUACAACUCACUUCCCUUUACCCCAAGAUGAGUCUACUAAUCAUGAUUGUAAUCAGCGGCAUGUACUUUUAUAUGGUGUCGGUAAAGCUCGUGACGAUGCCAGGCACAUAGUUAAAAAGACUACCAAAGAAAUAUUGAAAUUAUUCAGCCGAAAAUCAUCUAUGGACAUUAGCGAAGGAGCAAAAGUAAAGAAGAAAGAAAGUUUCAGCUUCGAAACGGCUUUAAACAAGUUUCAAAGUUUGGCUUAUUUUGAUCAACACGUUGUUACAUCUUGUUGUGCUGCUGCUUGUAUUGAAAUGUUUGAAGGAGUUGCAAAUGGUACUUCCGUUCAUUUACCUUUGAUUGAAGCUAUCGCAUUUUUAUUUGAUCUUAUGGAAAUGGCUCUCAACAUUCACGGGCUUAUCGAUUUCUGUAUACAACUUCUUAAAGAAAUGCCUGAUGUUGAAUUGAAGCUCACUGAAAAAUGUCCCAUUCUUGUCGGUAAUUAUUGUGCACAAAUUGGUCUUUAUAUCACCGGUGUACUCUACAGGUACCAGUCAUGUUUACUAGUCUCUCAAGAAGAGACUGUAACAGUGUUCGAAGGACUUUAUAAACUUGUUAGAAGUGUUUCUAAUCCUGCUGAUUGCUCAUCCGCUGAAAGAUGUAUAUUAUGUUAUCUUUAUGAUCUUUACACCAACUGUAGUCAUUUAAAGUCGAAAUACUUUGAUUUAUUUAACUCAAUUGGACAAAAAGUAAAACAGAAUAUCCAUUCAACGCGAGAACCUUCAUCCGUAAAACUUUCCUGGAACACAACAUGCAUGAGCGAAUAUAUCAACAAUCCUAAGAUGAAAAUUGAUAUAACUCAUCUUAAUCAGCUCAAUGAAAACGCACAUUUCAGGUACAGUUUUGUCUGUAACGCUGUUCACGCUGUUUCAACCGCUAAAGAUGCGAACCGUUUGAAUGACCUUUCCAUCUUGUGUGCUGAACUAUCUUCUCGGUGUCCUGCCCUAGGGAGUGAAUGGCUCGGAGUGUUGAAAGCUCUUUGCUGUUCUUACAAACAGAAUAGUGGAUUUGCUGAAGUUCUUACUCAAGUUUGCGUUUCUGAUAUCUCUCUUCACGAUAACAUUGCAGUUUUCACCUGUAUUCUCAUAGCACGUCGAUGUUUUUCUCCUCAAGAUUUUGUGAUCCAUUGCGCUCUCCCCUCACUUCUUGCCGCUAGUCCGACUGGGGGAGGCUGUCAAGAUGCUGAAGCUGGUGCUCGAUUAACUUGUCACAUUCUUCUUUGUUUCUUUCGCUCCUCUGAACCUCCUUUAUCAUCUAAUACUGUCUAUUCAACACCAGCUACUACACUUUACUCCCUUACUAGCCCCGGGCCCUCGAAUCUUCCACCUUCUACUUCAGUGCCAGGUAACAAUAGAUCACUUUUCGUGAUAAAACAUCCUUGUGAUCGUUACCUUUUAGCAGCAGCAAACAUAAGUAUGAAAGUUGAAGCAGUUUUAACAAUACUAAAAGCAAUUCUUGUGUUAGGCGACUCAAUUGAUGCAAAUAGAGAGAAUAAAAUCAAGAUUGAAAACUCGAGCUCAAAAGAACUUAAUCUAAAUGAAUUCUCCUCGCUUAUGGGUGAUGAAGAGUACAACGAAUAUGAUUUUCUCAGUUUAACUGGUAAUAAAACUAAAGAAAAAACAGAAAGUGUGGUUGAGGCUGCAGGUCUCAAUGAAUUUGCCAAACACGUUCUCCGACAGAUUAGUAGUCAAGAAUGGAUAUUAGAACGAUGUCUUAGAGAUCCUGAUGUAAUUACGAAGCAAGAUGUAUUCCUUGAUCCCAGUUUAACUCCAGAACAAGCGUUGCAACUUUUACAAAUGAUUUGCAACCCUAAAUCUACUACACCAGUUGACAAAGACUUCGAACCAAAACAGCAAAUCACGAGAGUUUUCCAAAAUCUUGACGAAUGGACAAUUAGACAAUCUUGGCUUCAAUUACAAUUAAUGUAUGCACAAUGCUGUACACCAAAACCGCCAACUGAUGUUGGUAACUGGCUGGAUAUGGUGGCUAAAGCGACCAUAGAUUUUUUCCAACAAUCGAGCGAAGAAAGUUCUAAAAGUAACCUUAAUCAUGAGAGUGGUAAAAGUGAAAAACAAGGCAAUGAAGGACAAUGGCAAAGUAAAAGUACAAGAGUGUGGCUGGUAUCACCUUUAAUAUCUAAAUUACCUUCAUCAGUACAAGGAAAAAUACUUAAAGUUGCUGCUAAUGUUUUAGAAUCUGGUAAUUGGAUGUCUGCUUCGAACUCACAAAACUCAUAUUCCUAUUCUAAGAAUAAAGAUCGAGGCUUCUCUCAGCAAAAAAGUAAUAGCUCUGGAAAUGGUAAUAAUCCCUCUUCUUUGCUAAGUUAUCCUCCUUUCUUAGCAUUGGUGCUCAUGUGCCUCCGUGGUAAAGAUGAACAAAGAGAAAGUCUUCUCAAUUCUUUAUUCUCACAACUUCAACAAGCUGUUCACGAUAGAGAUGAUCCAAAAGUCCGUGUUACAAACAUCCAAGAGGGAUUACAAUUAAGGUUGAGCCUAGUUGGUGGAAUGUUCGAUAUGAUUCAAAAAUCUACUUCUCUCAUUAACGAUUGGGCAGUUUUAUUCGUACAAUUGAUCAGUAAUGGAGUUGUUGAAACACAACAAAGUUAUGAACUUUUCACCACCGUUUUAGACAUGUUAGCUGUGUUGAUACAUACAACUCAAUCUUCAGAGACUUCUGAAUCCAGAGAGGAGACAAGAAAACAAUAUCAAAAUCUUAUCAAAAAACUUAAGAAAGAGUUUGCUUUCGAUAAAGUUGGUCUUGGAGUUGAUCUUUUGAAACAACUUUUACCUAUUAGUAAACAACAAUGUGAAGUUAUUACAUGUGAACCAAUGGGCAGUUUAAUCGAUACCAAAGGUAAUAAAAUUGCUGGAUUCGAUUCUAUCGACAAGAAGCAAGGUUUACAAGUAGCUGAAAAGCAGAAAGUGUCACCUUGGGAUCUACUAGAAGGUCAUAAGAAUCCUGGUCCUCUUAGUUGGUCUUGGUUUGGAGCUGUUAGAAUUGAAAGAAAACCAUUAAGAGGUGAAGAGAAUCACAAUGUUCUUGCUUGGCAUACUCACUCUUUCAAGCAACCGACAUCUUAUUACCUUGAACAUCCUCCGUUACCUCCUGAAGAUGCUCCCGAACCCUCACCUGUUCCUCCGCCUUCCAUACUUAACGAUAUCAAACCACCAGUUGUGCCUCCACCAAUCAUUCCACCUCAACCUACUCUAAUACCGAUGUCUAUUCCUGACGAUCCAAUAAAACGAGAAAGAGACACUCCGGUCGAGGUUUCUAGUCCACGUGCAACUGCAGCGAAGAAACCAAAGACCACUAGAAAGAAAAGAACCCCCAAGAAUGCUGUCGCUGCCGCUACUGGUCCAGUUGUGGUGGGAAACUCUAUGACUCCUCCAUUAGUACCUGUAAAUGUACAAACUCCUCCAAUGAGAAUGACCGGUGGUUAUGAAAAUUACGUUCAACCUGGUCCACCUCAACAUCAACCGCAACCACCACAACAAUGGUAUAGUCAUAGUCAACAACAACCUGGUCCACAACAUCCACAGCCUCCACCUGGACCACCUCAUCAACAAAAUCAAUCGUUCUUCCAUCCAGGUCCAAUGGGACCAACAUCUAAUCGUUAUGAGAGACCAAUGAGUAAACCAAAGGCAAUAUUAAACAGUCAAAUAAAAAGUCGACAGCCAACACAAGCACCCAAUAUGAACCAAGGUUACAUGCCUCAAAACAGUGGUCCAAUACCAAAUCAAGGACCAGUUCCCGUACCAAUAUCAGGUCCAGUUCCAGGUCCAGUUUCAGUCGCAGGCCCAGUAACGGUUCCCGGUGUAGUACCUGGACCAGUUCCAGGGUCUGUACCAAUGGGUCCAACUGGUGGACCUCCUCCAAAUCAAGGUCCACCUCAACACAUGUUCCAAAGAGGCCAAAUAAUGAUGCAACGGCCAAUGAGAGCCAGACAACCUCAACCACCUCCACAAGCACCACCUCAAAUGGCUAUGGCACAACAAAACCAAAUGCAAAGCAAUCAAAUGUACCAACAAAUGGCUCCAACUAAUCAAAUGGUUCCACAAAAUGUUAAUAUGCCACCAAAUCAAAUGCAUCAUAUGCCCAAUCAACCUCAAAAUAACUACGGAGGGCCACCACCAAACAUGACUUACUCCAAUUCAAUGCAAAUGCAAGGUAUGGAUCAACAAAUGGGCGGACAUGGUAUGAAUCAAGGUUACCCUCCACAAGCUCCGAAUCAGCAAAAUCCAGCAAUGAUGAACUCGGUGAUGAGGCAACAAUUACAUCCACAAGCAGGACAUCAUCCUCAAGGUCAACCAGGACCUCCAAUGGCUCAACAACAACAACAGCAGCAACAACAACAACAACAACAACCUCCACCACAACAUCAUCCACAGCAACAAUACAUCCAACCAGGACAAAUGAAUUCGUAUAUGCAGUGGUAGCACUGUUUAAAACAAAACUCGUGAUAGCACUUCAUCUUUAAGAGUAGAUCAAAACUACCAAUUUCAUCAUCAUCUUAAUCAUUUUCAUAAUCAUCUUCUUCAUUGAAAAGGAGACACAUCCGCUAACCUUCAUUUUACUACUUGUUAUAAAUGUUUAUCAAAUACUACUGAAGGUCUCAUUAACUUCUUAUGCUAUGAAGGAUGCGAAAAAUACAAAGAAAGCUUGUUUAUUGUAAAUUUUCAUAUUGAAUUUGAUUCAUCUCAUAAAAGAGGUUAAUCUGAUGUAAACCAUAUUUAAUAAUUUCGUUUGUUUUUUUGCUAUUCUUUGCCCAUUUCUUUCUCAAAUUUUUCUCUAUAAAAUGGAUGAUCAAUAGAUUUACUACUUUGGAAACUCAUUUUCACUAAUCUCUCUCUCUCUCUCCUUCCAUGAAUCCCAAUUUUAUCAUCAUUUCCAUUUUGUACACUUAAAUCAUCAUUUCUAUCAAAAAUUCUCUUCGCUGUCUAAUCAAGAUUCUUCAUCAUCUUCAUCAUCAUCUUGAUCACCUUUUUGGUUGCAAUAAAAGUCGCUAGAAGAUUAGAUUACGGACCAAAUUGUGAUGAUCGACUGUAUCCCCACAUAAUUGUGUCAUUUCAACCAAUCAAUUAUUCAACAAUUGUAAAAGCUUUUCCAACAACAAGUAAAGGCCUUUGUUAAAUUAUAGUUAGUAAAUUUUUCUAAUCCAAUCGGUCAACAAUUAAUUAUGACGAUAAAUAAACUGUCUUAUAAAAAUCAA
Molecule: messenger RNA, 8259 nt
Organism: Panonychus citri (citrus red mite)
Lineage: Eukaryota; Metazoa; Arthropoda; Arachnida; Trombidiformes; Tetranychidae
Product: mediator of RNA polymerase II transcription subunit 12-like protein
Exons: 7
Coding region: 473-7486 (2337 amino acids)
Biological process (GO): regulation of transcription by RNA polymerase II
Cellular component (GO): mediator complex
Molecular function (GO): transcription coactivator activity
Source: RefSeq, a predicted model, not a curated record